AUGGAGGAGUUCAAUGCUCUUUCAUUAACCUCUUCCUGCCAGGAUGAUACCCUGGAAGAGUCAGAUUUGCUAGCAAUGUCAAAUUUAUCGAUAUCCGAACGGAAACCUAUGCCAGAAGAGCUAAUAAACAAAUUCCUUCCAUACACGCCACCAUGUCCAUCUCCAUUGAGAGCUACUGUUAGCAUUCCUAAAAGUGAUCAUGAUGAUCUUAUGGAAAUAGAUGAAAUUUAUGAUAUUGCUGGAAAUGAAGACAAAAAGAUACAAGGCACACAAAAUGGAAAGAUGAAGGAUGGUGUUGGUGAGGACUUGCUUGUCGAAGACACAGAAGAUACAUAUUUAGACUCUAAGGGUGAGCAGACAGGGUUGAUCAAGACGUUACUUUCUCCCACCAGUCUUGGAAUUGCUCUGGCAACCAGAGACUUGGAAAACAAACCGGAACCAUCCAAUGAUGAAUCAGCAAAUGCUGCUACUGAAAUACCAGUAGAACCCAUAAAUAGUAAACUAGACUCGACUGUCGGUUCUUCAUCAACAUCAACCAGUAUACAUGACCUGCCAAGCGUCAGUGAGGAGAAACUACACUCCCGAUAUCCAGAUUCGCAAAAGCCAUGGCAGAUUCAAGUCCAAAAUCAUCACUAUUACUACAUGGUUCCCGACAGAACGCCACAAAGCAACGAGUUUUACCACGAAACUUCCAUGCCACAAACCUCGGAACAUUUAGAUCGAAAGGAGCUACCACUGCCCUGGUCUUCGGAAUCAAAUCCUGCAUCGAAAGCAUCUUAUGCCUUCACAACAUAUCUACAGAUGGCAUUGAACAUAAUAACGGUAAUGAUUAUUUGUUCUACAAUCACAGCAUUUGCAAAAGCAGUUCGUACAGAUAUCAAGUCUACAUGGGAACACAGAAAACUGGAACUCGAUUUUGAGUCUGCUAACUGUAAAGUGGAGUAUCUUGCCAACCAUUGUAAUCAAGACGAAGUUGUUCCAGCUUUGCUUGAACAGUGCAAUCAAUGGGGCAAGUGCAUGAAUCGUAACAAUGAUAUUUAUUUCAGAGCAAGGACUUCACUCGGAGCCAGAUUGUUCGGUGAAAUCAUCAAUUCUCUCAUAGAACCCUUGGGUUGGAAAGCAUUGAUUGUAAUCCUACUUACUCUAGCCAUAUGGUGUUUUUCCUCGAACUUCCUCUUGGGAUUCAUGCGUGCGAAAAGCUACUACGGUACACCAACACCACAUACUCAGUUAACACAUUCGUCACAACCAUUGCAACCACUACGGCCCACAGAAUCUAUGAAUAAUAUUACAAAAGGACCCCAUCCCAACUCGAUGAAACAGUUAGAGCCACCGGCUGCCAGCUAA
Kluyveromyces lactis is the source of this 1347-nucleotide messenger RNA. RefSeq names its product Brl1p (gene BRL1). Gene Ontology annotation, biological process: nuclear envelope organization; lipid homeostasis. The coding region runs from base 1 to 1347 and encodes 448 amino acids. Gene Ontology annotation, cellular component: nuclear membrane; nuclear envelope. Lineage: Eukaryota; Fungi; Ascomycota; Saccharomycetes; Saccharomycetales; Saccharomycetaceae. The transcript has a single exon. The record is from RefSeq and is a predicted model, not a curated record.